GGUGAUAUCACCCGAGCCGCCGACUUACGCCUUGUCUGACUGCAACGGCGCUGUCUUACAUCUAUUUGAGGCACCUCUUCAUUCAGCACCCUCGCAUGAAUGCGGCCUGCACUCGAGGCAGUGCACGGCUGAUCCUACAGACUGCGAGCACCCGACCCGCACCGCAGCCUCUCGCGAGAUGACCCGAUAACAAGCGAGGAGUAUGGACGCCAAGCGACGCGCAUGGGUCCCGAGCGCGGACAGCGGCGCACUCAGGGGCGGGCGCGCCCACCGCAAUCGCCAUCCUGAUGGCGGAGAUCUGGCGAUAACUGCCGAUCCAGGAAAGAUCCCGCGGAUACGCCAUCACAGUCACCUCGAUCCGUAUGUGCUCUUCGACCCCCUUCUAAGUUCUAAUCCCACCGCCUGCCGGACGUGCAGCAACCCCAUAUACGGCGCAAUGCAGUCCUGCUUGGCUUAUCCCGCGCAUGCUUCCUCUCAUAAUGAUGAGGCAUCACGCUGCCAGCCGCUCUCGCGACGCUUAUCGUGCUGGGAGGUGGAGCCCACCGGACGUAUGGCGCGCCUAACAGCGCGCGCAGCACCCGCACUUCAUUGCGAUGUCUGCACCCAUUUCGGGCUGCAUGGCGGCAGCAUUCUCGGCGUGUUGCGCGCGUUGAUGGGGCUCUAUGAGCGAACCUUUCUGGGACGUCCCCCGUUUUGCACGUCGUGCGACGCCUCUCACGCGCCUGGUCUUCCCUGCUCGCCUCCAUCCGAUAGAAGACGCCAGCCCUCGACCCCUCCGGAUCCUCGAGCAGUGGACGCAUGA
This is a messenger RNA of Schizophyllum commune H4-8, 802 nucleotides long. RefSeq lists its product as uncharacterized. The record is from RefSeq and is a predicted model, not a curated record. Bases 203 to 802 code for a protein of 199 amino acids. Lineage: Eukaryota; Fungi; Basidiomycota; Agaricomycetes; Agaricales; Schizophyllaceae. The transcript is spliced from 3 exons.